UUAAGUUCACAGCGCAGCAACAAGAAAAAAAAUAAAUAAAAAGCUGCAGAUAAAAAACAAAUUCGUCACUUGUCAGCCAAGUCCAGCUGCAAGCAAAAGAGAAACUGGAGUAACAAAAGGGCCGCGUUAAGGUGUCGAGUGCGUCGCGUUACCUAAGCCAAGCAAAAAAACGAAAAAAUACGUUAAAAAAAUACAAGCUAAAAGCUAUAAGUCAACUCCCAAGUACUUUCGGCUGCUAUAAAAAAUUGUUUUUGUGUGUAAAUCUGUGAAGAAAGUUCGGAUUUUGGACCGGCAAUUACGAAACGUGGCUUCCGCCCAGCUCUAAGCGCUCCGUGUCUUAAGUGCAGCCCCUUCCCCCACAAUCAUAACUCUUACUGCAAUAUGGGUCACCUUUCAACACAGGAGCGGGUGUGUAGCACCACGCCAGUGGUGCCCAGCUCGGUAGACGGCAGUCCUCCGCUCUUAACACGUCGCGCUAAGCUCAGCAGCGAUUCGCAGGCGCGUCGUAGUGAGGAUUCCUCGCCGGAGCAGCAGCCACGCAGCAAGCCACUGCACAAGACAUUUGCACCACACUCCACCACAGCGCCAACUAAAAUUGUACCCAAAUAUUUGGAAAACUACGUGCCCAAGGAUCAAAUCAAUAUGGACGAAUAUACGCGCAAUUUCAAGGGCGACAAUAUCCUGGGCUGGCAAUUCAAAGCGCCUCUCAAAUGGGAUAAAGUUAUACAAAUUUCUUUGCUGCACAUUGUGGCAUUGGUUUGCCUGGUCACCUAUCCGCUGCAAGAGCUACGGCUCUAUACCACCAUUUGGGCCUUCUUUAUGGGCGGCGUCGCUGGCUUUGGCGUCACUGCUGGUGCUCAUCGCUUUUGGACACAUCGCAGCUACAAGGCUAAUACAGUGCUCCGCAGCAUUCUGAUGCUCAGCUACUCGGUGGCUGGCCAGAACACGCUGUACGAUUGGGUGCGCGAUCAUCGUGUGCAUCAUAAAUAUUCGGAAACCGAUGGCGAUCCGCACAAUGCCAAUCGCGGCUUCUUCUUCUCGCAUGUGGGCUGGCUAAUGAUGCUGAAACAUCCGGAGGUGCUGCGUCGAGGCAGACAAAUCGAUAUGAGCGAUAUAUUGGCGGAUCCUGUGGUGCGCUUCCAUCAGAAACAUUUCGUUUUGCUGAAGAUCUUGUUGUGCUUUUUGCUGCCCACCAUGGUGCCUGUUUAUUUCUGGGGUGAGACCUGGUUCCACGCCUUUGUGCAGCAGUGCAUCUUCCGCUAUGUCUGCAGCUUGAACUUCACCUGGUCUGUGAACAGCGCUGCGCAUCUUUGGGGCUCGCGUCCAUAUGACAAACGCAUCAUGCCAAGCGAGAAUAUCUAUGUAUCCAUUGUGGCCAUGGGCGAGGGCUGGCACAACUAUCAUCAUGUCUUCCCCUGGGACUACAAAGCAGCUGAGCUGGGCAACUACAAGGUCAACUUUACCACCAUGGUUCUCGAUGCCUUCCAACGAAUGGGCUGGGCCUACGAUAUGAAGCAACCUUCCAAGGAGCUGGUGCAGCGCACUUUAGAGAAAUACGGCGAUGGCACUCACGAAUCAAAGUUGGGAGCAAGUGGCGCGCCUGCUGCCUCGAGCCAAACCCAAAUGGUGGGACACAUACACUAUGCCGAGGUGCCUGAUCCGGAGCUGGAGUACGAUGCAGAGUCAAGCAGCACUGAGAGCGCCAAGCUGGAUGAGAACGAGAACGAGAGCGAGCGACAGAAGAAGGCCACAAAGAAGCUGUUGGCUUAGCAAGAAGAUUCGUUUUCUUGGUUAAUGUUUUACUUAAGUGUGGGGCCUUCGAAUGUACAAGCAACAAAUUGAAAUGUUUUUCUAAUCUAAUCCUACUUAUAAAUCGUAUUUAAUGCGUGGUCUUGUCAUAAUCAGAGCAGGUCACCUUUGGCUGUUCUUAAUCUAUAUAUACAGUUAUAUAUAUAUAUAAC
This is a messenger RNA of Drosophila busckii, 1961 nucleotides long. Its product is annotated as acyl-CoA Delta(11) desaturase. The transcript is spliced from 4 exons. Gene Ontology annotation, molecular function: iron ion binding; stearoyl-CoA 9-desaturase activity. Lineage: Eukaryota; Metazoa; Arthropoda; Insecta; Diptera; Drosophilidae. The record is from RefSeq and is a predicted model, not a curated record. Gene Ontology annotation, biological process: unsaturated fatty acid biosynthetic process. Gene Ontology annotation, cellular component: endoplasmic reticulum membrane. The coding region runs from base 382 to 1770 and encodes 462 amino acids.